UUAAAAUAAGCUUUAUUUCAUAGAUCUUAGAGCUUUCAUGCUGCAUCUUUUGAUUUGUUUUGUUUUUCUAAUAAAAUGUAUUUAGAUAGAACAAUAUCAGGCGUCGUACGAAGCUAUUUAUUGUGAAUCCGAGAAAAAGAUGAAGUAUAUAAGGACCAACAUCAGUGAAAUAUUCGAUAUUGCAAUAAAAAAAUGUUUCUUUUUCUCGUUCUUACAACUUUCUGUUUUGUUGAAAGAAAAAUACUAAAUCAACACAAUGCCAUUUAUAUCUACUGUAUUGUCCAUGUCUUUUAUACAUUGAAGAUCUCCUAUAUGUACCGUAUCUUCCAUGUCUACUAUAUCCGCUAUAUUUCCGACAUUUCCUACAUCUCCUAGAUAUUCUAUAUUUAGUACAGAGUGUGCCAAAAGUCACUUUACCGAAAAAAAAUUGAAUAUCUCCAUUACGACUUCAAGCAAACAGGCUGAUCUUUUUAUCAAUGAUAGAGGCAUGUUCAACCUUUAUAUCCAUAAAAACAUGUCUAGAGAGAUCCUUUGUUAAGUAUAACUAUUGAUUUCAACAAAAAAAAUUUAAUUUUUCACAGACAGGAAAAAAAAACCAUACACUUAACAAGGGAUCUCUCUAGAUAUGUCUUUAUGGGUAUAAAGCUUGAACAUGGCUCUAUCAUUGAUAAAAAAAUCAGCUCUUUUGCUCGAAAUCGUAAUAGAAAUAUUCAAUUUUUUUCCAGUAAAGUGACUUUUGGCGCACCCUGUAUAUCUACUCUACCAGUAUUUAGUUGAUUUUUUUUCCACAAAAUCCAAAAAAGACAUCGUGUGCCAAUAUUGUUCUUAUACUUGCACAAAUUCUUUCAUUUUUUUAGAUUGACAAUCUCAUUCAUCAAUUAACAACAUUCAAACGUUCAAAUGAUCAAUGAACAAUAUUAGAGAACUUUCUAAAGUUAGUAAAAAAAAGAUUUUUAUUUCUCAAAUAUAUUUCUAUUCGGAAACUUAAUAGAAAUAUAAAUUUGAAGUUGGAAUAAAAAGUAUGAAAAUAUUGGCAAAUAUUUUACAUGGUACAGCUGAUACUCAUCUUAUUCAAGUAACACUUGAAACAUUAAGUACUUUGGUAACACAUGAUAUUACUAGUGAUAAAGAAAUGUACAUCGAUAAUAAAGAAAAUGUUCAUGUAUUACUUGAAUAUAUCAUAAAAAGUGAUUUUAUUGUUCGACGUGCAGCUAUUCAGUUCCUAACUGCAAUUACCAUCAAUUGUAUGAAAGAAUUACAAAAUAUUAUUUUUGAAACUCCAUCUGGCAUUUCAAAAUUAGUUUAUAUUUUAAAAGACAAACAUGAAAAUCUUGCACUUGAUGAAUUACGUCUUUUGCAAAACUUAACUCGUAAUCAUCGUCCUAUACAAGUAUCAAUUGUACGUCAAAAAGGUUUUAAACGUUUAUUUGAUAUAUUUGAUAGAAAAGAUUAUGAUGAUGAAAGUGUUACUGUUAAAGAGUGUUUAUCUGUUUUAUUAAAUCUAUUACAAGAUAAUACAAUAAAUCAAAAUUAUUUUAAAGAACAUCCAAUUCAAGAACUACCUUAUCUAAAAUGUUUAAAUAAAUUAUUCAAGAUCGAUUUUAUUCAUGAUGAAUACUGGUCACCACAAAAGAUGGAAAAUAUUCAUCUGUUAUUACAGAUUAUUCAAACACUAACAUCACCAACAAAUUCUAAACAUAAUAUUAUUGAUUAUCAACGUGCAAUUAGGCAAUAUGAUAUUUUACAAAAUAUGUGUGUUAUUCUGAAACUGGCAAAUGUACCAAUGCGAAUACUUAUUCAAAUUAUUAGUACAAUUGCUGAUGUUAUUGAUGAUAGUGCCGAAAAUAAAAAAUUUCUUGAUUCAGUCAUGAAUAAUUAUGGUAUUAUUCAACAGUAA
Rotaria sp. Silwood1 is the source of this 1897-nucleotide messenger RNA. Lineage: Eukaryota; Metazoa; Rotifera; Eurotatoria; Philodinida; Philodinidae. The record is from the annotation of a GenBank genome assembly.